UCAGGUGUUUCCUGUCCCAAGGUCAAGCUGCUAAAGAAUCAAGAAACAUACAACAUGAGAGGAAUUCUUGGUUCCUCAGCAAAUCCAAUUGAGCCUAGACUCAGAGUUUCUACACCUAGUGAAGAAGCCAACAAAAAAAAGUUAUUAAGAAGUAAAAGUUCCAGAGAUGGGGAAAAGGUGCUCUAUAGUCCCAGGCAGGAGAGACUUUUGAACUGUAAAUUCACUACUUUAAAGCUUGUCUUGGGCAUUAUUAUACUGGGAGCAUUUUUGAUGACCUUACACUCCCUAACAAUUUAUGAAGCAGAAAGUGCAUCAGCCUCUGGCUCUGGUCCAAAUUUGGUAAAUAGAUGGACAAGAGAUAUUACUGCUGCAGAUGGACGCUAUGUAUCUCUUUUAGCUAUUAACUGGGAUGAAGUGUCCAAAGUUGUUAAUAGACUGACUGAUAGAAAUGACUACCGGGGAAUAGGAUUGCUAAACUUCCAUGAAAGUGAAAUCGGUCAAUGGAAGCUGUUCUUUCCAGAUGCUGAGCAUGUUCUUCUUAACCUCGAGAGUGUCACCAGUGAUGUUACAUGGGAUACAUUAUAUCCUGAAUGGAUAGAUGAAGAAGAAGAAUACGAGGUUCCCACAUGUCCUACUCUGCCAACGAUUCAGUUUUCUGGUAAACCACGUAUUGAUUUCAUAGCAGUGAAGCUUCCCUGCAACAAAUCUGGGGAGUGGUCAAGGGAUGUGGCUCGUCUGCAUUUGCAGCUUGCUGCUGCUGGACUUGCUGCAACUGCAAAAGGAUCUCAUGCAGUUCAUAUCCUUCUGGUCACUGAUUGUUUCCCAACACCUAAUCUCUUUAGUUGCAAAGAGCUGGUUGCACGUGAGGGUAAUACGUGGCUUUAUGAACCAAAUUUACAUACACUAAGAGAUAAGCUUCACCUUCCAGUGGGAUCUUGUGAGCUUACAGUUCCUCUCAAGGCUAAAGAGAGCUGGCAUACUGGAAAUGCGCACCGAGAAGCAUAUGCAACAAUCCUGCACUCCGCACAUGUUUACGUCUGUGGGGCUAUUGCUGCAGCUCAGAGCAUCCGCAUGGCAGGUUCGACGCGAGAUCUUGUCAUUCUUGUUGAUGAGACCAUAAGUGAGUAUCACAGAGGAGGUCUGGAAGCAGCAGGCUGGAAAAUCAGGACCAUUCAAAGAAUCAGAAACCCAAAAGCUGAACGAGAUGCUUAUAAUGAAUGGAACUACAGCAAAUUCCGCCUCUGGCAGUUGACAGAUUAUGACAAAAUCAUCUUUAUUGAUGCGGAUCUACUGAUACUUAGAAACAUUGAUUUUCUGUUUGAGAUGCCAGAGAUAUCUGCAACGGGGAAUAAUGGUACACUUUUUAAUUCAGGCGUGAUGGUGGUGGAGCCAUCAAAUUGCACAUUCCAGCUGCUAAUGGAUCACAUCAAUGAGAUUGAGUCAUAUAACGGUGGAGACCAGGGUUACUUGAACGAAAUCUUCACGUGGUGGCACAGAAUCCCAAAACACAUGAACUUCUUGAAACAUUUCUGGAUGGGAGAUGAGGAGGAGAUCAAAGAAAUGAAGACACGUCUAUUUGGAGCUGAUCCUCCGGUGCUCUAUGUUCUUCACUACCUGGGGCUGAAACCAUGGUUAUGCUUCCGUGACUAUGAUUGUAACUGGAAUGUGGACAUUUUACAGGAAUUUGCGAGUGAUGUUGCGCAUAGGACAUGGUGGAAGGUCCAUGAUGCAAUGCCAGAGAACUUGCAUCGCUAUUGCUUACUGAGGUCCAAGCAGAAGGCAGCACUAGAGUGGGAUCGCAGGCAAGCUGAGAAAGGCAAUUAUUCAGAUGGCCAUUGGAAGAUUAAGAUUCAAGACCCUCGUUUAAAUACUUGCUUCGAAGACUUCUGUUUCUGGGAGAGUAUGCUAUGGCAUUGGGGUGAUAAGAAUUGGACAGAUAAUGCAACGGCUACGUCAACACCAAAAACGAUCCCAACAGCUUCUCUUCCUUCCUAGUCAUGCGGUCUUCUGCACUUUUAUAUACCCAAUAUACAACUGUAAAUGACACGUACGUCAGAAUUCUGGAAAAUUACCGGGGUUUAGAUAAAGUCAGAAUGCAUUCGUUUGGUCUUCAACUUCUUGAUGCUGCAAUUUUCAUAGGAGUAUGUCUGACUAUAGAUGUUUCAUAACAAAGAUCUUGCAAAUAUAAGGUUUUGGGUAUUCUGAGACACCAUUUUUUCCACUGUGACGGUACAAAUGAAGGUUUGUUAGCUUUUGGGGCUGACUGAUGUUUGGUCCCCUUCAUCAUUCUUCCUCAAGCUCAGCUGUCUCUCAAGUUUGGUAGUUGCAUUUGAGGCUGAUUCUCUUUCCUCUUCGUUUUAUCUGCCCAUUGACAGAAAACAGUAUAUGUUAUGAAAAUGACUGGAUAGCAGAAUCAAGACUUAUUUGUUUCAA
Molecule: messenger RNA, 2433 nt
Organism: Coffea eugenioides
Lineage: Eukaryota; Viridiplantae; Streptophyta; Magnoliopsida; Gentianales; Rubiaceae
Product: putative UDP-glucuronate:xylan alpha-glucuronosyltransferase 3
Exons: 4
Coding region: 55-1995 (646 amino acids)
Biological process (GO): xylan biosynthetic process
Molecular function (GO): glycosyltransferase activity
Source: RefSeq, a predicted model, not a curated record